GAAGGUCGCUACAGAGUGUUCUGCGUUGCUGACCAGAAGCUCAUCUAACCCUGAGUGGGGACUACACAGACAAUCGCCCGCUGCAUAGUGGCACACACGCAGGCAUACAUCACCGCAAUAUCACCAGCAGCAAGGGCCCUACCUCACUAUCAUCCCUCCAUACAACUGAUGUGUACCUCGUCCAUCGCAAUAGCCACAGCUACCGACAGCCGCAGCAUCUUAUGCCUCAAACACUCUACCGCGCGUCCGUAAUCUAAACGAACUCAAUAAAUCCCCCCACCGCAUCAAAAAAAAGUCCGUCAACUCGAACUCUAUUGCAUCCCGAUCCCCAUCCUGUGCCACCCCGUGUCCAUCUCCCCGACGACGAAGAAAGCCAAAAGACGGGAUCUCAAGCGUCGUACCAAGCCCGGUAGGGACAAGGAAAAAAGGAAAACGUGACAAGUCACAGCACAGCUAUAAAGUGGCAACCGACUCUUUCACUAUCAUGACAUCAAGAUCAAGCGUGAACUCGAACCUCAUGCGUCGUCCACGAGCCAUGGGGGUUCUUUCCACGCUAUUAUUGCCUUGUAUCCAGGUGCGCAAGCUGAGACGGUCCAGACGCGCACGGGAUCAUCAUUCCUCGUGGUCUUGCGCAGGGAUUGCUGAGCUGGAGCAGCAGCAGCAGCACGACUCAAACUUGUCUGCUUCUGUUGGGGAUGAGAAGCAGGGUCGUCAGGGUGAAGCCUCUGACGAGGCGACGGAGUUGUCUGCCUUUUCGGAGAAAGAAACGAGACCACCACCUGCAGCAGCGACAACGAUCACUCAGACCACGUCUAUUCGUCUGGUGAGUUGCGCUGACUCGGAGUGUUCGACGCUGGGACCGGACGAUGCGCCGAUUCUGGAAGAAGAGGAGGAGAGAGAUAUGGAUCUCGCUGUGGCAAAGAGUCCUGAUUUGUUGUCCGAUGAGGAAACGGAUGUCGAACAGUCGAGUCCGGUGCUGGUACAGAAGGUCAUUGCCAUGGAGGUGGUGUCUUCUCGGCCUCCGUCACGGGCUGGUGGAGGCGGCGGUGAGAACUGCUUCCUCGCAGCCGCUGCUGUGAAGGCUAAGGCUCAGAGUAAAGAUGAUCUCGACCUGGAGCUGGCCAGUCGUCGUAUUCCCAGGAAUUCCGAUAGGCGGCCUAGACCGGCGAGCAUGGAGGUCCAGACCACCGGCGCCUUGAAGCUCCCGGAGAUCAAGAGCCGGAUCAUCGAGGAUAUUCCGGAGGGAGUGGAGGAUGACGAGGGGAGACAAGAUGAUGGCGUUAACGUUCGUCCGUUGAAACAGGCGGUCGCCUCGAAGAGGGCGACGCUGAAGGCGGAGACGGCCGUUGAGGGCGAAGAAGAUGACAACACCAACAAGAAUCAGAAACGGUCCUCGACAUGGCGACUCAGUCAACGCAAGUCAAUGGUCGAGCUCUUCAACCUGCUCCAGUCCACAGCAGCAGCCGUCGCAGCGGCACCGAAGCUGUCGAAUCUCAAAGUGCCCCUCGCGCCGAAGUCGUCGCCCUACCGUUCGUCAACCACUGCUGUGGUUGAUUCGCCUUCAUCCGUAUACUCCAGACCAUGUUCCUCGGCGCCACCUCCUCCGACGACACCGAGGAAGCGGACCAAGCUACCUUCACCACCCCCUCCGACCCCUCCUCCCAAGUCCCCAAACCAGAUCAUCCGACGGCCGCUCCCCCAGACGCCCCAGCGCAAGCACAACAGCGUGCAAUACCCAGCAGAGCACGUCUCCACGACGCCAUCCAGCCCGAGCCCAAGUCCCACCAAGAAACAACGCCGAAUGGGCACCGUCCUCUUUCCUCUGGGCUCCCUACACCACAGCGGCACAGGCGCAGGCGCGCCGACAAGCCCUCACCACCCUCACCCUCCCUCUCACUCUCACUCUCAUCCUCAAUCUCAAUCUCAUAUCCAUUCUCCAAACAAUGCACAGACUCUUUUUUGCUAGCCACGGAGUUCGGGGUACCGGCACAGGGGUUAUCUUUUGUUGGUGUCUAUGGUCCAUUUCGGGGGGGUUGGUAGCCAUGUUGAGAUCGUUCUUCUUGUGAGAGAAGAUCCGUCGAUUUCGUUCUCGUCCUGUAAACAACCACCCUUUCCCCCCAACCAUCUCCCCCCUUUGUCUCACUUCUCUUCUUCAUGUGUAUUCUUCUUUGCAGUCAUCUCUCCCUUCGUGCGUAGGGGGUAGAUUGGCUUUGUUUUCGGCUUGAUCUGGAAUCUGGGAUUUCGCUUUUGGGAUUGUUUUCGCUGUGGGGAUUUUCAGGUUCUUUCUUUUGUGUGGGAGUGUGAUCCGGGGAUGAGAAUUAAUGUACUAAAUUACUAACUAACUAACUAUCACACUACAGCUAUCUUCCCUCGGUGUCAAUGUGUGUGUGAGCUGGGACGAUCCGCGAG
Messenger RNA from Aspergillus homomorphus CBS 101889, 2409 nucleotides. RefSeq lists its product as uncharacterized. The transcript has a single exon. Lineage: Eukaryota; Fungi; Ascomycota; Eurotiomycetes; Eurotiales; Aspergillaceae. The record is from RefSeq and is a predicted model, not a curated record. The coding region runs from base 485 to 1966 and encodes 493 amino acids.